Molecule: messenger RNA, 749 nt
Organism: Trichomonas vaginalis G3
Lineage: Eukaryota; Parabasalia; Trichomonadida; Trichomonadidae
Product: organellar and viral DNA polymerase type B
Exons: 1
Source: RefSeq, a predicted model, not a curated record
AUGAUUUCAACAAUCGGCACAACAACAAUUCAAGCCACGAACGGCGGGACUCUGUCCACAACUACAGCACCAAACUCGCUAGUCAUGAAUCCUACGUCAAUGUUGGUAGAGAUGAAAAGCUUUAUUCCUUCUUCAUAUACUUUUGAAACAGAAAUCCAGAAGAUAAAGCAAGAACUUUUAACAAGUAAUUUAGACUGUAGUGCGAAAGAUGAAACAAAUGAACAGUAUCUUUAUGAAAUGGAGGACCUCAUCGACCAUUUGCCUAAACUACCUGAAAUUCAGCAGCAAAAACUAACUAUUCCUGAAUUCGACGAAAUUGAAGUCGAAGCAACUGACUCAGUAGAAAUUAAGAAAUUCAUACGAAAGGUAAAUUAUGAAUUCCUUGGUUUUCAUUGCAACCAUAAAGUUAUGGACAAAGAUUGCGACAUGGUAUAUAAGAACAUCUCUGACAUAUAUAAAUCUGGGGAGUUUAAGACAUACGAUAACUUUGUUUCAUUAGUUGCAAAAUGUGUAUGGCAGAUAAGAGAUAAAGAUAGAAGAGGUAAGGUAUGGAAUGAACAGAUAAAACCAGUAGCUUUUGAGUUAAAGAAAACCAUUGACGCCUUAGUUGUUCUAGCUGGUUUUAUUUCAAUGUAUAACGCAAAAACGAUGCCGCAAUGUUCAAAAUGUAAAGCAGCAAUAAGAAAAUAUAACUACUCAGUCAAAGAGAUAGAAAGAAUGCGAAACGACUAUGCAGACUUAAAGAAAGA